Molecule: messenger RNA, 792 nt
Organism: Medicago truncatula (barrel medic)
Lineage: Eukaryota; Viridiplantae; Streptophyta; Magnoliopsida; Fabales; Fabaceae
Product: F-box protein SKIP19
Exons: 3
Coding region: 1-792 (263 amino acids)
Molecular function (GO): protein binding
Source: RefSeq, a predicted model, not a curated record
AUGAAGAGGUCUUGUGUGGAAAAAGCGAAAGUUGAGAGCACAAGAAAUCCAAAUUGGCUUCAACUUCCAAUAGACUUGAUAAGGAACAUCCUUCAAAGACUGGAUACUGUUGAAAUUGUAACAAGUGCACGUAAUGUUUGUCCUCUGUGGUGGCACAUUUGCAAGGAUCCUCUAAUGUGGCGUACCAUUCACAUUAGUAAUAUCAAUGUUAUUCCAUUAGAUUAUCAUUGUUUACAUAAGAUUUAUGGCCAUGCCAUUGAUCUAAGUCGUGGUCAUGUAGAAGACAUUAGUCUUGAAUUAUUUGGGACCGAUGACAUUCUCAAAUAUACUGCUCCUAGUCCUAGGGCAAGUCACUUGAGACGAUUACGAAUUAAGUAUUUGGUAGAAUUUUCUGAUAAAAGGUUGAGUGAAUUUGUGAAGGAGUUUCCACUAUUAGAGGAGCUUACCAUUACAUUUAAGAACAACACCAUAUCAAGGGAUUCUCUUGAAGUCAUUGGUCGUUGUUGCCCUCGUUUGAAAUCAUUAAACCUUUGGAGGCUGAUUUACCCUUGCGUCGAGUAUAAGUAUAAUGAUGUGGCAUUUGCUAUUGCAAAAACAAUGUCCGGGCUACGACAUCUUAAAUUGUCUGGAAUUUGGCUCAAGAGUGUUGAGUUGCUUGCCAUUCUUGAUGAUUGCCCUCUUCUUGAAUCUCUUGAUUUACUAGGCAUGAUUGUGAUGCCGAUGAAUGAUAAUGUUGAGGGUGGUGGUGUAGCUUAUGUGGCCACUAUUGAAGAUGCUAAUGAUGAUGAUUAG